Austrofundulus limnaeus is the source of this 4362-nucleotide messenger RNA. It is a transcript of the gene cc2d1b, whose product is annotated as coiled-coil and C2 domain containing 1B. The record is from RefSeq and is a predicted model, not a curated record. Lineage: Eukaryota; Metazoa; Chordata; Actinopteri; Cyprinodontiformes; Rivulidae. The transcript has 25 exons. Bases 357 to 2885 code for a protein of 842 amino acids. Gene Ontology annotation, molecular function: DNA-binding transcription repressor activity, RNA polymerase II-specific.
CAAUGUCAGAAACGAAACUCUGAAAACUACCUCAUGAAGCGGUGACUGAGCCGGUAAACAUCACAUCCUUUCUUAUUUUAAUAUUUAAACUUUAUGCUAAUGGAAACGUAACGACCAGCUUCUUCCUGGUUGUUUAACUUUUGGAGCUAAAGACAGAAACAUGGUCGGCUAACCGAUUCUUCGCGUCAGUUUUUCCAGCUUGUUGUCAAGCUGCGACAGYAGGACCCACCUGACAACUCACAUGAUUGAACAACUAGCAGACAACAGGAAGCACGUUUUCAUCAUCUGUUUCUGAUUUUAGGUGUCCUGACAGAUAAGCGGGUUGUCRCUUAGAGUUUCUUUAAAAAAUAAAAAAUAUGUUUGGUAAAAAUAAGAAAGCACCGACGGCGCCUAAAGGCCAGGGCGCCGCUGCGGCCAAGCAGAUGGGUCUGUUUGUUGACAUGAUGAACCCCGAGGARAUGAUGAUGGGAGUGGGGGAGAACGACUCGGACCUGGAGGCAGAACUCGCUGCCAUCACCGGAAGUAAACCCGUGAAAGGAAAAGGCAAACAGAAAGGCAAAGGCCCUCUGCCCAUGGAAGACAUCGCAAAAAUGGCUGACGAGUGCAUGAGAAACGUGGAUGAGGAUGACGACGAAGACGUUGAAGAUGAUGAAGACCUCUUGGCCGAGCUCCAGGAAGUGGUGGGCGAGGAGGAAGCUGAGGGCGAGGAGUCGGCUCCCCCCACGUUACCUGCCACCGCAGAGUCUUCUCAGGCAGAAACAGCCGAGGCCCUGGCGGCGCAGCAGCAGGAAGUGAAGAGCUCAGCGGCAGCAGCAGAACCCGGCAGCCUCCAGCACACACUGGAGGAGCGAGUCACCAUGUACAGAACGGCUCUGAAGAACGCCAAAACCACAGGGGAGACGUCCAAAUCCAGGAGAUACGACCGCGGUCUGAAGACUCUGGAGUCGAUGUUAGCCGCUCUGAAAAAGGGGAAACCUGUAAACGAGUCGGAGAUCCCCCCGCCCGUCGCUACCGGAGCCCCGAGCGUCGACCCCCAACCCGCCGUUCCCGUCGGGACGUCCACCCAGCAGGAGGAGUCGGGCGCCGUCGUUGCACCGAGCGGCGAAGAGGAGGAGCAGUCUUCCUCCUCAGCUCCUCCCGCUCUGAGCAGCCUCCCGUCUCCUGAGGAGGAACCCGAAGGAACCGCUGGCGUCUCGGACCGGACCGACACGAAGGAGGCGACGAAGACGAUGCUGUUAGAGCGGCAGAAAGAAUACAAGAUGGCUGCUCUGAGAGCCAAGAAACUGGGAGAGCUGGAGCGAGCCAAGGUUCACUUUCUGACCAGUAAGAAGUUCGACGCGGCGAUCGAAGCGUUGGAGAAAGGAGAACCGGUCGACCUCGCAGGUCUUCCUCCGUCUCCAGAAGAAGGUGCAGCAGGAAGUUCUGGACAGAAACAACCUGCUGCAGCUCCUGCCGCUCCCUCGGCUCCCAAGGACGUUCUGGAGGCUCUGGAACAGAGACGAGMGAAAUACGCCGAGGCGUCCAAUCAGGCCAAAGCUGGCGGAGACGACCGGAAGGCCCGAAUGCACGACCGCAUCGCUAAGCAAUAUCAGAGCGCCAUCCGAGCCCACAAAGCAGGACGAGCCGUCAACUUCGACGAGCUGCCGGUUCCCCCSGGAUUUCCUCCGAUCCCGGGCCAGAAGGCGCCGGCGGCAGAGCAGGGUUUUGUCACUGCUCUCGAAGCGGCCAAUCAGCUCGCUGCCCCUGGUGACGCUGCAUCAGAAGAGGAAGAGGAAGAGCCGAAGCUCGUUCCAGAAAAGCARAAAAAACCCACGCUGGACGUCCCAACAGCCGAUCCAGAAGAAUCUCAGCCGGCAUCGCCCGAGGGAUCCACUGAGGGGGAGGGGCUUUCCCCGACAGCGGCCCAGCAGCUGGAGCUCCUGGAGGGCCGCAGGAAGCAGUACCUGAAGGCGGCUCUGCAGGCCAAACAGAAGCAGGACGUGGAGCAGGCCAAGCUGUUCCUCCGCACCGCCAAGACCCUGGACCCCCUGAUCGAAGCGGCUCGCGGCGGCAAACCAGUGGACCUCAGCGMGCUGCCGUCGCCCCCCGGUGACGAAGACGAGGACUUCAUCCUGGUUCAUCACAGCGACGUGCAGAUUUCCAGCAAAGCGGAGCAGGUUUACACUCAGCUGGCCAACAUCCUGCAGGAGCAGCAGCAGAAAUGUUUGACUCACUCCAAGCAGUUCACACACCUCGGCAACGUCAGCGAAACGACAAAGUUUGAGAAGAUGGCACGAAGCUGUGAGAAGAGUCUGCAGGUGCUGAAGUUGUCUCAGUCCAGAGGCCUGCCUCCUCCCAAACAUCACUUUGAGGAGAAAUCAUUUCGGACUGUGAGAAUAUUUCCAGAGCUGAGCAGCAGCGACCUGCAGAUCAUCAUCGUCAAAGGGCUGAACCUUCCUGCUCCCAACGGGAUUCAACCCAAUGAUUUGGAYGCUUACGUGAAGUUUGACUUCCCGUUUCCCAGCGCCGAGCAGCCGCAGAAACACAAAACAAAUGUCAUAAAAAACACUAACUCACCAGAAUACAACCAGAGCUUCACACUGUCCAUCAACCGGAACCACCGAGGCUUCCGGAGACUCGUGGCGUCUAAAGGCCUGAAACUGGAGCUGCUGCACAAAGGGGGUUUCCUGCGGAGCGACAAGCCGAUCGGGUCGGCGCUCGUGAAGCUGGACAAACUGGAGUCUCAGAGUGAAAUCAGGGAGAUYGUGGAGGUGAUGGACGGCCGCCGGCACACAGGAGGCCGUGUGGAGGUGAAGGUCCGGCUGCGGGAGCCUCUGAGCGGUCAGGACGUCCAGACGAGCACGGAGCGCUGGCUGGUCAUCGACUCGUCUCAGGGCCUCGUUUAGACGCUGCUUCAAAAUAAAAGCUGAACAGCUCUCAAUCAAAAACACUCGGAGGAGGAUCUGGUUCCUGAACCUUUUGCACAUUCAAAAGCUCCUUUUUGCAUGGCGGUCCACUAGGAGGAGGCUUCGGCUCGGUAACCGGACCGGCCGCCGAGGGAUCCGGACGGUAGAUCAUUUUUAAUUUAAAGGAGGGAACUCCACGGAGCAGCGAUCCGAGCGUUAGCGGCGCUUCUUUAAUAACAUAACCAAGAACGUGUGUUUAUUCUGGUCUGUAGAAGUCCAACUAUGCACUAAUACCAAAGUAAUCAAAGUUGCUGUAAAAUUCUGCGGAGAUAAAAUAGUUGCCAAACUCGUUAGGACRCUGAGAGAAUUUAUAUUUAUACCAGACGCACCUUAGGUUGUUGGGAGCUAAAGCCAAGAAAUGUCCCACGUUUUGUUUUUCGGCACUUUUCAUUUGAAGCUGCACGGCCACGUCAGGGGGGCGGGGCUUCAGGUUUACACCGAACAGCACAAAACUGCAGAGAACAGAAGAAACGUCAGAGGCUCUUAUCUGUAACGGAUUUUAUUUAUUUUAGUUCAAGUUUGUGCCUAAAAGCUGCGAUUUAUUUUCAGAAUGAGGGCUGGAAAUGGGUCAACGUCGGAGAAGGCGGAGUCUCACUGAGCUGCGACAUAAAAUGCGAGUUUUUUUUUCCUAAGGCGCGCAGCGCGGCUCGCACAUUAUUUUAUUGUCCACCUCGGCAGCUGCCAUGUUUGUGAUUCUAUCAGCAAACCUUUAAAAUGAACACAAGAUUUAAACCUGUUAUUAUUUUUUCCCCCCGAUAAUUAGGGUUAAGGUUACGCCACGACUGAACAUUUAAAAAUAAAAGUUGUCCGAUUAAACCUGAGAACAUGACAUUCUGGUCACAAAAACUCAGUUCAGUGAGACUAACAAAGUCGCAGCUCAGUGAGAAAAAACAGGAUCACAUUUCAAGACUUUUAUUGGGAUUAAUUUAAAGGGCCAGUUCACUAAAAACAAAGCUAUACUUCAUAAAACAGGUCAAAUCUGCAGGUUUUCCUAAAACCUGUGAAAUCGCUUCGUAUGAAAGGCGUCACUUGAAAAAGUUAAUGGUUCAUGUUUAGAUAAAAUAAAAAAAUGUUUUCUUCCCAUUAGAGCUCGAGACAAAAGCAGAUGCUCUGAAGGACUGAACAGCUUCAGAGACAAAGUUUAAUUUGAGAGAACUGACCCUUUAAUUUAGAGAUAAGAAGCCAUGAAUGUUUUGAGCCACAAGUUUAUACCUCAGUUUGGUCCCAACAUUUCUUUAAGCUUCAGACCCAAGUUAGCAAAAAAAAAAAAAACAUUUAAACUGCAGAUGUUACAGAUUACAUGUUUACAAAAAACCUGUUUAUAUUUUCUGACAAAAUAAAAAAGAUGUGGAAUCGAAGUCGGAGGGUUUUUAAAUUGUUCUGAUGCUUCAAUUCUAUCAAAUACUUUAAGGUUUUA